Molecule: messenger RNA, 483 nt
Organism: Struthio camelus australis
Lineage: Eukaryota; Metazoa; Chordata; Aves; Struthioniformes; Struthionidae
Product: complexin-4
Biological process (GO): neurotransmitter transport; synaptic vesicle exocytosis; regulation of neurotransmitter secretion
Cellular component (GO): terminal bouton; SNARE complex
Molecular function (GO): syntaxin binding
Source: RefSeq, a predicted model, not a curated record
AUGGCCUUCCUCAUGAAAAGUAUGUUGAGCAACCAGGUAAAGAAUUUGGGACUUGGAGGUGGAGGGGAAGAGAGCAAAGAAGAAAGCACACCUUCUGACCCAGCAGCAGCCGCAGGAAUGACCAGAGAGGAGUACGAGGAGUAUCAAAAGCAAGUGGUUGAGGAGAAGAUGGAAAGAGAUGCAGCAUUUGCACAGAAGAAGGCAGAGAGAGCCUGUCUGAGGGUUCAUCUGAGAGAAAAGUAUAGACUCCCUAAGAGUGAACUGGAUGAGAACCAAAUACAGAUGGCUGGAGAUGAUGUUGGUUUGCCAGAAGACCUUCAGAAAAUGGUGGCAGAAGAUCAGGUGGAGGAAGAGGACAAGGACUCUAUCCUGGGACAGUUGCAGAACAUUCAGAAUAUGGACAUGGAUGCACUCAAAGAAAAGGCUCAAGCUACCUUCACAGAGAUGAAGCAGGCUGCUGAGCAGAAAUGUUCGGUGAUGUAG